Molecule: messenger RNA, 1938 nt
Organism: Leguminivora glycinivorella
Lineage: Eukaryota; Metazoa; Arthropoda; Insecta; Lepidoptera; Tortricidae
Gene: ergic53
Product: protein ERGIC-53
Exons: 12
Coding region: 40-1560 (506 amino acids)
Biological process (GO): endoplasmic reticulum to Golgi vesicle-mediated transport; Golgi organization; endoplasmic reticulum organization
Cellular component (GO): endoplasmic reticulum-Golgi intermediate compartment; Golgi membrane; COPII-coated ER to Golgi transport vesicle
Molecular function (GO): D-mannose binding
Source: RefSeq, a predicted model, not a curated record
UCAGUUUUGACGUGACACAAACGGGGUCGGUCGACUAAAAUGUUCUCAAUAAAACUGUUUUUCUGUGCGUUAAUACUAUGCUUCACAGUGCGUGCCAACAGCCAGACCGUGCAUAGACGGUUCGAGUACAAAUACUCAUUCAAACCACCUUAUUUGGCGCAGAAAGAUGGAUCGGUUCCCUUCUGGGAGUAUGGAGGCAAUGCGAUAGCGUCAGGCGAGAGCGUGCGCCUCGCACCGUCCCUCCGCAGCCAGAAGGGCGCCAUCUGGACGAAGCAGCCCAUCAACUUCGACUGGUGGGAGGUGGACGUGAUGUUCAAGGUCACCGGUAGAGGGCGCAUCGGUGCUGAUGGUCUGGCGUUCUGGUACACGUCGGGCCGCGGGGAUUAUACGGGCGAGGUGUUCGGCUCCUCGGACCGCUGGAACGGGCUCGCCGUCAUCUUCGACAGCUUCGACAACGACAACAAGCACAACAACCCCUACAUCAUGGCCGUACUCAACGACGGGACCAAGGUGUUCGACCAUAAGAGUGACGGCUCCCAGCAGAUGCUGUCCGGGUGUCUGCGAGACUUCAGGAACAAGCCGUUCCCGACGCGAGCCCGCAUCGAGUACUACCAGAACACGCUCACUGUGCACUUCCACAAUGGAAUGACGAACAACGAGGCGGACUACGAGCUUUGCUUCCGCGCCGAGAACGUGGUGCUCCCGCGCGGCGGGUACUUCGGGCUCUCCGCCGCCACCGGCGGGCUGGCCGACGACCACGACGUCGUGCACCUGCUCACUUCAUCGCUACACAGCACGCAGCAGGCUGGUGGGCAGCAGAUCAGCAACGACGAGCAGCAGAAGCUGUCGCAGGAGUACCAGGAGUACCAGCGCAAGCUCGACCAGCAGAAGGAGGACUACAGGAAGGAGCACCCCGAUGAGGUGCGCGACAAGGAGGGAGAAUUCGACGACUGGUUCGAAUCAGACGGGCAGCGGGAACUCCGGCAGAUCUUCCAAGGACAAGGGCAGAUACAUGAUGUCCUCAGAGAAUUGAACAAGAAAGUGGAUGAGGUGAUCGGCAAGCAGAUGAACUCCCUGUCCAUGUUGUCGGCCGUGUACACGCACGCGCAGGGGCAGCCCCUCGCGCAACAGCAGCCGGGACAGGCUCCCAUGCUGCAGGGUGGGUUGCCGGUGGCCCGGCACGACUGGGACGCGCUGGUGGCCAACAACCAGAUCAUCAUCAACACCAUCGCGGAGCUCAAAGGGUUCAUAAUCGAGGUGGCGCGCAAGACCGACGGCAUCGCGGCCGCGGGUGGGGGUGGUGGUGGUGGGGGGAGCGCCAUCAACCCGCAGCUCCUCUCAGAAAUGAGGGAUAGUCUCCAGCAGGUGCAGCAGACUGUCAACGGAGUCGCGCAGAGGAUAUCCUCCCCGGCGCACGCGUCGGCGCAGACGGCGUGCCCGAGCGUGGGCUGCGUGGGCCUCACGUCCUUGAUCAUGGUGGUCGCGUCGCAACUCGUCGUUAUGUUCCUCUACAACCUCUACAAAGAAAGAAAAGAAGCUCAAGCGAAGAAAUUCUUCUAAGGUUGCUCCGUACCCCUCCCCGCACCCCCUCCAUAUAGUAUAACACACACAAAUUAGCCAUACAUACUCAUUUGUACAACAGUGGUGAUCUCGAAAAUGUCUGCAUAUUUUUGGCCUAUACAGGGUGACAUAAAAACGAUCGUUCAAACUUUGCAUAUUGACUUUUGAGGUCAUAACGAUCAACUUUUAUUAUGGGACCCAUGCUGAGAUCGAGAAAAAAUAAUUUGACUUUUCCAUAGAAAAAAUGAAAUGUCGAAAUGUAUGAAACUGCCAAUUAUUUUUUUGCGAUUUCAGCAUUGGCCCCAUAAUAAAAGUUUUUCAUUAUACUUACUAGUAUAGUCACUAUGCAAAGUUUGGCUACUACUUACAAAAUCACCC